GAGGGUGCUGGUGAAGAGAGGAAGAGAUUUUGACACAGGGAUUUUACUGCCACUUCCACCCCUUGUUGGUCCAUCAUUUAAUUCAGUAUCAUACAUUCUAAGACAGAAUCUUGAAUUUCCCCUGGGGAUCAAUAAAGUAUCUAUCUAGAAUCAGAGUCAGAGCCAUAGCUGCACAACUGACUUGGCUUUAACCAUGGAGUAUAUGGUGUGGUUCCUUUGUCUGUGUGUAUGUCCUCUGUGGGGAUUAGCGGGCGGUGGGAGGCAACCGAUGCACUUCAAUUUGCGGCUUGACAGUUAAAGAGGACCAUGGCUGGAAGCGCCCGUGUGUAAGCUAAUGAACCACGACGAAUGAGAUUCAUCAACAAUUUCAAAAGUGCUUUAGAUACACUUUUAUCGAUCUCAAGCCCAAACAACACCCAGGAUGAGGAUUGUCAGCGUGGGGCAGCGCAGCAGGAGGGCGGCAGAACCCGUGGAACCGGAGGAGGAACCCCGGCACCCACCCCCUCCCCCACAUCUGUCCCCACACCACAAUUAUGAUCACAUGAAGUCGAAGUUCAUGAAUGAGGUUGGCCACCUACCAAAACACAGCAGAAUGCCCAUGUGGGCUGUGGGAGCCAUUGUGGUGGUGGUCCUGACUCUGGCCGGGUGCUUCGCAUUCUGCAUCUUCAAGAAGUGCUCUGGACAGAAGAAGAAGUCAAAGAAAGUCCGGGAGAGGAAAGGAGGAGGCCGCAGAAGGAAGGGAGAUGAUCAAGGAGAGGGGGGAGGAGAGCAGAAGGAGGAGGGAGAAAAAAAAGAGGGAGAAGAGGAGGAGAAGGAAAAUUUGGGAAAGCUGGAGUUCACUUUGGACUACAACUUCACAGAUGGCCAGCUCACUGUAGGAGUUCUGCAGGCUCAGGAUCUGCCAGCUAUGGACAUUGGUGGCACAUCGGACCCCUACGUUAAAGUGUACCUCCUACCCGACAAAAAGAAGAAGUUUGAGACCAAAGUGCAACGCAAAAACCUGUGUCCUGUUUUCAACGAGACAUUCGUUUUCAAGAUUCCAUACGCUGAACUUGGAGGGAAGACUCUGGUGCUCCAGGUGUUUGAUUUCGACCGCUUCGGGAAACACGAUGUGAUCGGUCAGAUUGCGAUCCCCAUGAACAGCAUAGAUAUGGCCCAGCCUCUUCAUGAGUGGAGGGACCUGGAGAACGGAGAGAAAGAGGAGCAAGAGAAGCUGGGUGACAUCUGCAUUUCUCUGCGCUACGUCCCUACAGCGGGCAAACUCACUGUCUGCAUUAUGGAAGCCAAAAAUCUCAAGAAGAUGGAUGUUGGUGGAUUAUCUGAUCCUUUUGUGAAAAUCGUGCUGCAGCACAAUGGCAAACGGCUGAAGAAGAAGAAGACAACAGUAAAGAAGAACACGCUAAAUCCAUAUUUUAACGAAAGCUUCAGCUUUGAGAUUCCCUUUGCACAAAUACAGAAAGUUCAGCUUAUCGUCACAGUGUACGAUUAUGACAAGCUUGGCAGCAACGAUGCCAUUGGUAAAAUUUUCAUCGGCUACGGUGCCACAGGUGUGGGCCUGCGCCAUUGGUCAGAUAUGCUGGCCAAUCCUAGGCGCCCGAUUGCCCAGUGGCACACCCUCCAGCCCGAGGAGGAAAUUGACGCUGCGCUCAAGGCACCAAUUCGCUAGACCCAUUUCUACUUCCUGCUCAAGACUUCCACUCCACAUGUUUUGUGCUUCUACCCUGGUGUCAUGAAAUCCAUUCCAGCUAUAAAGCUCAUUUCCAUUAUGCUUUUUUUAUUUAUUUCCCACACCCAGCCUGUUUAACCUUGAGUGCAGAUCGCAAAAUGUAAGUGAUUGUGUCAUGCGCUGACUUUCUUGUAAAUUUCAGCAAUUUAUGAACAUUUUCCCUCGAUUGAGCUGUUUUGUAUUUGUUUUGCAUGGUUGGCAAUUUAUGUUCUGUCUUUGGGUUAUGUUCUGUCUCUGUUCUUGACAGAGGAUAGCAAAUGAUAGCAAAUAAAUGUUAUGAGGUUUAUCUAAUGUUGGAUGUUAUGAUUAAAAGGGUGCUUGCUUUCUGUUAUCAUCAAUAACUUAAUGAUAUUUGUACAAUUUGUACAAUUGAAGUAUUAUAUUUAUGAGUUAAAGUGUUAAUACAAAUUGGGCUGCUUCACAGUUGUAAUACAUCUUUACUGGUGAGUUUGCUUUUGGAUGUCAUUGAUACAGGUUCAUUUGUUUCUUUGUUGAAUGAAUGCAAUGCAAAUCACAAGCUGUGCUUUAUUGUUAAAAAUCCAUCGUGGUUAGAUAGGACAGCAUUUAGAGAUGUAGACGAUUCAAUCAGCUGUUUGUCUGUCUGCCUAUAUGUGACAUAGAGAAACAUAAAUAAAGCUGUGUUUUAAAGUA
Molecule: messenger RNA, 2377 nt
Organism: Alosa sapidissima (American shad)
Lineage: Eukaryota; Metazoa; Chordata; Actinopteri; Clupeiformes; Clupeidae
Gene: syt5b
Product: synaptotagmin Vb
Exons: 11
Coding region: 422-1666 (414 amino acids)
Biological process (GO): regulation of dopamine secretion; calcium ion-regulated exocytosis of neurotransmitter; synaptic vesicle endocytosis
Cellular component (GO): axon; dense core granule; synaptic vesicle membrane
Molecular function (GO): syntaxin binding; calcium ion binding; phosphatidylserine binding
Source: RefSeq, a predicted model, not a curated record